This is a messenger RNA of Danaus plexippus (monarch butterfly), 2848 nucleotides long. RefSeq names its product multiple inositol polyphosphate phosphatase 1-like. The transcript is spliced from 10 exons. The record is from RefSeq and is a predicted model, not a curated record. Gene Ontology annotation, molecular function: inositol phosphate phosphatase activity; acid phosphatase activity. The coding region runs from base 137 to 1582 and encodes 481 amino acids. NCBI's taxonomy places the organism in Eukaryota, Metazoa, Arthropoda, Insecta, Lepidoptera, Nymphalidae.
AAAGUUUACACGGAAAAGGUAUUUUACAGUGUACGAAUUGCAUUUUUGGUUUUAAGUGAAGUGUCUUGUGUAUUUUUUUUUGUGUUUUUUAUUGCGGCAUAUGUCUGAUAGUGGUGUGACGCGUUGUUUAUAAAUAAUGGCCGAGAAAAAUCACCUCAAAAUGCGCCUCAUCCUCGGCGUGUUGACGCUCACAAGCCUGGCCUAUUGCCAGGAAACUUGCCAGACCGCUGAUGAGGACCCCUAUCUUCUUUUCGGCACCAAAACAGCUUACACCUUCGCUAACAAAGGCAUUCCGGUCAACAGAGCUCAUGAUAUACCCGGUUGUCAACCAAUCGCAAUUUGGUUGCUGAACCGCCACGGCUCCCACAAUCCCGAGGCAGACGAAAUACCAGAUCUCCAGAAGUUAACAGAUCUUAAAAAUAAUAUCAUCGCGAACUACAAGAAUGGCAACUUUAGGAACACUAAUAUCCGUAUGUGCACAUCGGACGUCAAUCUCCUAGAGCGAUGGGAAUGGAAUUCUCGUCAGAACGUGACAUUCGCUGGAGAACUUACCAGCGACGGAUAUAUAUCCACUCAGGAGCUGGCACAAGCUUGGAAACAACGGUUCCCUGGACUACUGACAGAUAAUAGACACGAUUAUUUGUUCAAAUUUGUGAACGACCAGCGGUCGGAAACAACGUUCCGCGCUUUCACCGAAGGUCUGUUCAGGUCUCAGGCAGACAAUUACGAUAUACCGAAGGAAAGCGAUGAGAAGUUACUGAGGCCUUAUAAAUUCUGCCCAUCAUGGACCAAACAAGUCGAAGAGAAUAACGACACUUUGUCACAGUUACGGACGUUCGAGUCAAAACAAGAAUUUAAAGAGAUGAUAACCAACAUAUCCCUUCGAAUGGGCUUCAACUAUGACGUCCAGCGUGAGGUAGUCCAGCGAGCGUACGACAUGUGCCGAUAUAACAAGGCCUGGAAUGUGGCACAAAUAUCUCCCUGGUGUGCUGUUUUUUCCAAAGACGAUCUGAAGCGUCUAGAGUACGCAGAAGACUUGGAGACUUAUUACAAAUACGGCUACGGUUCAUACAUGAAUCAACAGAUAGGAUGUACCGGCGUCAAGGAUAUGAUGGACUUCUUUAAAAUACACGUUGAACAUGAAACUCCACAACAGCCGCGCGCGACCGUUCACUUCACUGAGGCGGCCAUGUUGUUUCUGUCGUUGACGUCUUUUGGCGCGAGACGUGACGCCGCGCCGCUCACGGGCGACAACUAUCACACGCCGACAGCCACCGCUCGCCACUGGACAUCCUCUAGCAUUUCACCGUACAAUGCGAAUCUUGCUGCUAUACUGUACAAAUGCACACCAAAUAGCAAUUUCCAAAUUAACGACAAAUAUCAGGUGCUAUUCUUGGAGAACGAGAGACCUUUAUACCUCGAGGGAUGUCGAGUUGGUCUGUGCGAAUGGAACCUUGUCAAGAAUCGCUUCGGUUUGAUCGCUGACAAUUGCAAUUUAAAUUUCUGCAACUCAGCCACUAAAGCCAACAGCAUCGGCUUAAGUUUAGCUGUAUUUGUGUUCAUAACCAAAUAUAUAUUCUAGGAUUUUAUCGAACAUUUGCUAUUCUUCAAUAAUUAAAAUUUUACUAAUUAAAAGACAAGUUUGAUGAUGUUAGUGAUACUACUAGCAACACUGAAAUAUGCAUGUCUAUGAGUCUGGCAAAUAUAGGACUCUGAAUGUGAUUCAAGUCCUUACAAAAUAUCUUAAUUAUCUUCGUAGUAGUAUAGCUUAGGUAUGUCCUUCGGUUACUUAUGACUAGUAAGCGACUAUUUUAGCGGUUUUUUGUAUAUUAUUGUUUAACCUUUUUUCAGAUCAUGAUUUAAAUUAAUCAUGACAAUACAUAAAUUAUUUUUAAACCUUCCCCAAUGACAUUCUAAAUAUGUAUACAUAUAUGUAUUAUGAAAUUUAAUUCCCAAUUAUUGUUAUUCUUUCUAACUUUGAUUCAGCGUCGGUUUUAUAAUGAAAUUGUAAUAGCAAACCGCUUUUUUGGCAAUCAAUUCUAUUUUUCUUUGGAAAUUUUAUUAAUUCAAAAUUUAUGUACCUGUGGAACAAAUAGGAUAGCCACGUAAUAAAACAAGAUCGCCUCUGUGUGUAGCUUAAGAAUUUUGUUAUUUUCUAUACUAUAUAAUAUGUUUGUGUUGUUUUAAAAUAAUUAAUUAUAUCACGACAAGUUAAUCAGUCAUUAUAAAAAUAUAUUUGAUUUAUAAUGACUCGUGUCGUCUAUCUGACGAGGAAAAUAUACCAUAAUAUUUAAGAGUCACUUUUUUGUUCUUCAUUUGAGAUGUCUAAAGACAAGUCAACGUCUAAUUAAGACAAAAAAAAUAUUCUGAUGUACAAUAAGCUAUAAUAGGCUUCGCAUUUUUCGUUUUAAUCAAAUAUUUUAAAAAAUAUAAAUGUUCACUUUACUGUUAAGUAGUGUUGCGCAACUAUAACGCACUUUAUUAUAAAUAAAAGCUUUACUCCUAUAUAUAAAAAUAUCAAAAUAUAAAUAUAUUUUUUUAAAUAUAUCUGAUAAAAUUUUUAGUUCAAUGGUAUGUUACAUAUUAAGUUUUAAUAUUUUUUUUAUUCAUAUUGUUACGUUUCUUAACUGUUCUUUUUGUUCUUUUGUUAUUUAUAUAUCUUUAUUUUAUAAUGGCAACACAGUCAUACACUAUAUUCUAUAAUGCUAUAUUAAUUGUAGGUUAUUAAUUAUUAUUAAACAGCUGUCUCUGUAAAUCGGCUUUUAAACAUAAGCACAUAUAUAAUUUCAUUGUUGUUGUUGUUGUGCACCGUUUCGUGUAAUAAUUUUAAUAAAUGUGUUACAAACUA